This is a messenger RNA of Galeopterus variegatus (Sunda flying lemur), 1029 nucleotides long. Its product is annotated as nucleoporin Nup37-like. Lineage: Eukaryota; Metazoa; Chordata; Mammalia; Dermoptera; Cynocephalidae. The record is from RefSeq and is a predicted model, not a curated record. Gene Ontology annotation, cellular component: nuclear pore outer ring. The transcript is spliced from 9 exons. Gene Ontology annotation, molecular function: protein binding. The annotation marks the transcript as partial.
GUGUCACCCUCAGCUGAGAACAAUUUCACUUUGGUCGCUUUCCGGCACUCUCCGUUUCCUGACCUUGUCCAGUAGAAGGCUAUUUUAUUUUUACAACUACUCAAGUUUUGACAUUCAAGAUGAAGCAAGAUGCCGCAAGAAAUGCUGCGUACGCUGUGGAUUGUGAAGAUUAUGUGCAUGUGGUAGAAUUUAAUCCCUUUGAGAGUGGGGAUUCAGGAAACCUAAUUGCAUAUGGUGGCAAUAAUUACGUGGUCGUUGGCACAUGUACAUUUCAGGAGGAAGAGGCAGACAUUGAAGGAAUUCGGUAUAAAACACUGCGAACAUUUCACCAUGGAGUCAGGGUCGAUGGCAUAGCUUGGAGCCCAGAGACUAGACUUGAUUCAUUGCCUCCAGUAAUCAAAUUUUGUACUUCAGCUGCUGAUAUGAAAAUUAGAUUAUUUACUUCAGAUCUUCAAGAUAAAAAUGAAUAUAAGGUUUUAGAGGGUCAUUCAGAUUUCAUUAAUGGUUUGGUGUUUGAUCCCAAAGAAGGCCAAGAAAUUGCAAGUGUGAGUGAUGAUCAUACCUGCAGGUAUGGCACAAACCUGAGUUUCAAAACCAUUUCUUUUUAUUUUUCUGUCUUACAGCUGAUGGUUGCAGAGAAGAAUGGAACAAUCCGAUUUUAUGAUCUUUUGGCCCAACAGGCUAUUUUGUCUCUUGAAUCAGAACAAAUGCCAUUAAUGUCAGCACACUGGUGCUUAAAAAACACCUUCAAAGUUGGAGCUGUUGCAGGAAAUGAUUGGUUAAUUUGGGAUAUUACUAGGUCCAGUUAUCCUCAAGAUAAGAGACCUGUUCACAUGGAUCGAGCCUACUUAUUCAGAUGGUCCACAAUUAAUGAAAACUUGUUUGCAACCACUGGUUAUCCUGGCAAAAUGGCAAGCCAGUUUCAAAUUCAUCAUUUAGGACACCCUCAGGUAAUGUGGAACUGUUUUGUGGCAUAUGCGGUUUUCUUAAUUUGUGUGCUUGACUUUUCCACCCACAGCCCCCAAAUUU